CAAAAACAUUUCAAACCACUAAACCAUUUAAUUUGCUUCUAGUCCUAAACUCUCAACACACCUCCCAUAACCACCACCAAUCCAUCUAACAACUAAAUAAAAUCAAACAUGGCUUCGGCCUCGGCCUCGGCUGCUGCCACCUCAUCUUUCAUCGGGACUCGUCUUCCUGACGUGCCAUCCAACUCAGGAAAGGUCACGUGCCGAUUCGGGUUUGGAACCAAAAAAGUAGCCAAGAAGGCCCAGCCCAAAUCAGGCUCAACAUCAGACCGCCCAUUAUGGUACCCUGGUGCCAAGGCCCCAGAAUAUUUAGAUGGGAGCUUAGUAGGUGAUUAUGGGUUCGACCCAUUUGGGCUAGGAAAGCCUGCUGAGUAUUUACAAUAUGACUAUGAUGGUUUGGACCAGAACUUAGCCAAGAAUUUGGCUGGUGACAUUAUUGGGACCCGGACCGAGUCGGAGGAUGUUAAGUCCACAGCUUUGCAGCCAUACAGUGAGGUUUUUGGGCUUCAGAGGUUCAGGGAGUGUGAGCUGAUUCAUGGCAGAUGGGCUAUGUUGGCUACUCUUGGUGCUCUGACUGUUGAGUGGCUUACUGGUGUCACCUGGCAAGAUGCUGGCAAGGUGGAGCUAAUUGAAGGAUCAUCAUACCUUGGCCAACCACUUCCCUUUUCAAUGACUACAUUGAUCUGGAUUGAGGUGUUGGUCAUCGGAUACAUCGAGUUCCAGAGGAAUUCAGAGCUUGACCCUGAAAAGAGGCUUUACCCAGGUGGAACCUUCGACCCAUUGGGUUUGGCAUCUGACCCAGAAAAGAAGCCAAUCCUUCAGUUGGCAGAGAUCAAGCAUGCCAGGCUAGCUAUGGUUGGUUUCCUUGGCUUUGCUGUUCAGGCUGCUGUUACCGGUAAAGGCCCGCUUAACAACUGGGCGACUCAUUUGAGCGACCCGCUCCACACUACCAUCUUGGACAGGUUCCUGUAGAAUGACUCUGGUUGGGGAUCCUAUACAUUAAGCAUCUUAAAGUGCCCAUAAUAUAGGGUUCAUUGUGUAGUUUCAGAAGAGCCUACUGUUAUCUUGUAUUAGUACUGUAAAGAGUGGAUUAUUGGGGCUUGAAGUAGAAUGAAGAAUGCAUUCUCUAGACAGGUUGUAUGAUUAUUAUUGGAAUAUUAUAAAUGUAGUAUCAAAGAUUAACUAAA
Chenopodium quinoa (quinoa) is the source of this 1184-nucleotide messenger RNA. Its product is annotated as chlorophyll a-b binding protein CP29.2, chloroplastic-like. The transcript is spliced from 2 exons. Gene Ontology annotation, cellular component: chloroplast thylakoid membrane; plastoglobule; chloroplast envelope. NCBI's taxonomy places the organism in Eukaryota, Viridiplantae, Streptophyta, Magnoliopsida, Caryophyllales, Amaranthaceae. Gene Ontology annotation, biological process: response to light stimulus; photosynthesis, light harvesting in photosystem I. The record is from RefSeq and is a predicted model, not a curated record. Bases 109 to 969 code for a protein of 286 amino acids.